Messenger RNA from Carica papaya (papaya), 1719 nucleotides. RefSeq names its product BCL-2-associated athanogene 7 (gene BAG7). The record is from RefSeq and is a predicted model, not a curated record. Gene Ontology annotation, cellular component: plasmodesma. NCBI's taxonomy places the organism in Eukaryota, Viridiplantae, Streptophyta, Magnoliopsida, Brassicales, Caricaceae. Gene Ontology annotation, biological process: protein folding. Gene Ontology annotation, molecular function: protein-folding chaperone binding.
UCCAGUAAUACCCCUCUUCCACUCUUUUUUUGACUUCCUCGUUUUGAUUCACAGCUUUGUCCGCUUCUGCUGCCAAGCAUUGAGCCAGUUUUCUUUAAUAAUAAGGCUAUGAAGAUUGGUUCAUGGUGACUUUCCCACUUCAACCCUAACUCCUUCCCUUUCAGCAUUCACUGGUUCGCUCGGUAACUCAAACAAUCAUGAGCCGAUUCAGGAGUAUUGAGAUCACAGACCCUUUCUUCCCUCCCGUCUUCACCAGAGAGAUCUCCAUUUUCGCGCCAAAAUCCCUAGUUUUUCCCUCAUUUGUGGAAGAAGAGCGCGAUUUCAGCUUCGCUCUUGAUCUCUUAAACCCCUGCCCUAACCCUGACCCCUUUCAACUCUUCGACACCGUCACUGAUCUGAUCCAAAUUGAGCGAACGCCCUCGCUUUGCUCCUACAAGCGGAUCCAGAAGCGGGCGGUGCCUGAUUUUGCACUGCAAACACUAUGCGACCGAGUGUCUGCGCUCGAAUCGAAGUUCGACCGGCUUGUCAGCUCGAGGACCUGCGGCGUGAACCGAAAGUACACAUGGACAGCUGAGAUCGACGGGCCCGUUGAACGUAAGUAUAAAUGGACGGCGGAGAUCAAGGAAGGGAAGAAGAAGAAAGAGGACGAGGAGGUUGUCGUGGUGAAAAAGGCGCCGAUUGGGAAGAAAAACUAUAAAUGGACGGCUGAGAUUAAGGGGGAGAAAGAGGAUGGAGGGGUCUCACGGACCUACACCUUCAAAGCAUCAAGUGGCGAUUAUGCCAAUGAGUGUACCAAGUUGGAGAAGAAGGAAAAGAAACACAAGAAAAAGGAGAAGAAAGAAGAGAGCGAGACGCGUGUGGUGGAGAUUGAAGAAGGGUCUCCUGAUCAUGGGGUUAUCGUUUUGAGACAGGCUUUUGCCAAGAGAGCUGGAGCUAUUAAGAACAGGAAGGGUAAGAAAAAGGAAUUGUCUCCACAAGAUGCUGCAUUGACGAUCCAGUUGACUUUCAGAGCUUAUCUGAUUCGUAGAUCAAAGGCUUUACGGGCACUUAGGGAGUUGGCAAUUGCAAAGACGAAGUUGAAAGAGAUUAGAGCCUUAUUCAACAACUUCUCUUACCGCCGUCGUGUAUCCCGAGAUGCAGAGGAGCGGCAGAGGUUUUCUGAGAAAAUUAUUGUUCUCCUCCUAACUGUUGACGCCAUUGAGGGAGCUGACGUAAUGGUGCGAGCUGCAAAGAGAUCAAUGGUUGAUGAAUUGGAAGCAAUGCUUGAUGUGGUGGAUCCCCAGCCCCUGGGGAAGUCACUUUCCAUGAAGAGGAGGACAUUCGACAUGCCUGAUAGUGUCAUUCGGAAGGAAAUUGCAGAUGGAGUGGCACAGGUUGUUCAACUGCUUGAAGGCGAGGAAAAUAGUGCCGAAUAUAUUGGUGCAUAAGAACUCAGGUGUCAAAACAAGUAAUCUCUGUUUAACGUUCCUGCUUUUCUGGUUUAAGACGUAACCCCCUAGUUUUCGGUUGGAGAAGAUCCAAAAGGCAUUAGCUGUUUCCCUUUGCGUUGUAGAGCGAGUGCAUGUAUUGCCUGAACUUUCUUCGAUUAGGUUGAAGAAAGUUGUUGUAAACUGGUUUUUAUGUGUUUGUACCGUUUGAAAGCUUAAAUAUUUGUAUUCCGAGUUCUCAAACUUCAAAAGCACUAUUUAGCCUUCGGCGUGAAGCCAAGAUGUUGAAAUA